AUGAAGUCACUGAUUCUAAAUGUAUUGAAUGUUGACAAGAAUCAAAUUGAUGAACAACACUACCUAAAUGCUAGUAAUGACCAGAGCGAUUCAAUAGCUGCAGCAUCAAAACAACCUUUACUAUUAGAAAUCAAUAAACAUACUUUGACUUUUACAGAUUCAAAAUUUACUCAUCAAAAUAAAACAUUAGAAACAAUUAUUCAAUGUGUUGGUUCAUUAUAUAAUCAAUCUUGUUUGUAUCAUAAUCUGUAUUAUGUUGAUAGUGAAUUUAUGAUUCUAAGUGUAAAAGGACAACAUUUACCUUCAUAUUCUGUACGAACAGAUGCCUUUGCACUAUGGCCUACAACACCAAACAAACGUGUUUUUGAUUCAUAUUCUGAUCUUGAAAAAUUUGUUCGUACUAUUAUUGAUCCAAAGAUAAUUCCAUCUGUUACUCUUUAUUUUGGUCAAUAUUGGCAUGAUAAUAUUGGUCAUGCACUUUUUGAUGGACUCUACCCAGCAUAUGUUGCACUUAUUCGUUUUUCUCCAAGACAUCUUCAUCCUUUUCGCAUACUUGCUCGAGUUAGUGAUUGUAAUGAUUAUUGGAGUGAAGAUAUUUAUAGUCGUUUUGGUGGUCUUGGAAUUCUUAAAGAAAGUGUUCUAAAUAAAAUGUCAAAAGGAAAUUGGUUUAUGUUUGAAGAACUUGUUAUGGGUAGUGGAACAUUGUGUCAACGUUGUACACAACCUAAUUUACAAUUACCUGGAGGUGUUGAAUUAGAUGCUUCAAGACUUUUUCGUGAUAGAAUGUAUCAACAACAUGGUCUUAUUCAUCCAAUCGUUCGAGAAAAAUCUUCAUCGGAAAAACGAACUUCUAAUGAUCUUCUUUUAGGAUAUAUUAUUGAUAAUAAACAUUUUACAAGCGAAGAUCGAAAAGAAAUCGCUGACGCUAUAGAUGAAAUAAAUGAUUAUACAGAUUUUUAUUUGGAUAAAGCUACAAAUAGCACAACUAAGUUACAAUGGCCAUUAGUUCGCGCUUAUUAUAUUUUCUACAAUGAAGUUGGAACUGAAAGCUUUAGUUCAGUUCAAAUAAAUUCGACAUCAACUGAUUCUCGAUCUCUAACAUAUGAAUUAAUUGAAAAUAAUUUCAUAGAUCAACUAAAAAUUUUACGACAAAUGGAUAUUCAUAUUACUGGACCAGAUACUGGACAAAUGUAUCAAACAUUUUUAUCAGAUGGAUCUGUAACUAUUAAUCUUGGAGGUGUAAAACCAAGAGGAUCAGAAAAUACGGACAAAGCAUAUAGUUCAUAUCUUGAGCAAUAUAUAACAAGUGGUACACCUUAUAUCAAAGGUCUUUAUUAUGCAAUUAAUGAAAGACCUAAUGGUAUUAAAAAAGAUGAAGUUAUUAAAUUAAUUCGACAAGCAUCACAACUUAUUUUAGAAGGUUUUUCAUUGCCUGUGAAUGCUCAUGAUAAUCUAGCACCUGAUGGACAAUUAUUUGUUGAAAUGUGUGAAAAAGAUAAAGAAUUUUGUUCUUUAGUUACGAAAAGAACACGGGAUAAAAAUUUUAAUUGUUUAGAUUUAUGGAUAGAAGAUUUUGUACAUGAACAUCGUCAAUGGCAAUUAGGAGGUUUUGUUGAUAAUGGUCGACGUAUUAGUUGUCCUUUUAAUCGUUCAUUGUUACAUGAUUUAAGAAAAAAACAUGGAAUUCAACACAAACAAUCGGAUUAUUGA
Messenger RNA from Rotaria sp. Silwood2, 1710 nucleotides. The record is from the annotation of a GenBank genome assembly. Lineage: Eukaryota; Metazoa; Rotifera; Eurotatoria; Philodinida; Philodinidae.